Messenger RNA from Populus euphratica (Euphrates poplar), 979 nucleotides. RefSeq lists its product as uncharacterized. Lineage: Eukaryota; Viridiplantae; Streptophyta; Magnoliopsida; Malpighiales; Salicaceae. The transcript is spliced from 3 exons. The record is from RefSeq and is a predicted model, not a curated record. The coding region runs from base 1 to 954 and encodes 317 amino acids.
AUGGUAUCAGAGCCGCCACGCUCCCAUGAGCAUUCAUCACCUAUUUUCAUGGCAGAAACUCAAGGCAACGCAGCCACAACCACUGUUAUUUCCAACCCUGCUAUCAUAACACCAAAUUCAUUGAUUGCCAUCAAUGCUGCAGCACAAUUGCCCCUCAAGCUCACGCCAAUAAACUACUUAACAUGGCAUGCUCAGUUCAAUGCCCUUCUUAUUGGCUAUGAUCUUCUACAAUAUGUAGAUGGCUCUUAUCAGGAACUACCCAAAUGUUUGCAUGAUGCACCUAAUCCUGCUCAUAUCAUAUCUGAUGAACUAUCAAUCAUUGGUGAGCCUCCCAGUGAUAUUGAUUUGGUAGUUCAUGUUCUCAAUGGUCUUGGUCCUACAUUCAAAGAAAUUGCUGCAGCCAUUCGCGCACGUGACAACCCCAUCAGCUUUGAAGAUCUUCAUGAUAAACUUGUUGAAUAUGAAAACUUUCUCAAACGUGAAGAGGUGUGCUCUGUAUCUCCUUCAAUCACAGCUCGUGUCACUCAACGAUUUGGCCAAUCCAGCACCUCUACUCCUAGGCACUAUCACAAUAACAAAGUCUCUUCCAAUAAUCGUGGAUAUCAGUCAUUCUCCAACUCCAAUCAUGGUUAUCAAGGUGCAUAUCAGCCUCCACGAAAACAUCCAGGCCAAGGGUACAAAGGAUUCUAUCAAUUAUGUGAUCAACAAGGACAUAGUGCCAAACGUUGUCCUCGAGUUCGCCCUUUUACCUCUACAUCUCCUACUACCAAUUACACCACCACUGCCUCUUCGAAGUCACCAAACUGGCUUCUUGAUUCUGCAGCAUCCCAUCAUGUCACCGAUGACCUCACCAAUCUCUCACUCACCUCGGCUUAUGAAGGUUCGGAUGCUAUUGUUAUAGGUGACGGUACAGGAUCUCCGCACGAGGGCGACUCUCAUUCGAGGCCAGAAUAAAAAUGAUGUGUACGUGUGGCCUGAA